AUGCAAUACGUGCUCAAUCUGCUGACCCCGUUUGCUCGAAUGAACGCGUUCCAGGAAAUCGUAUGGUUUAUAAGUCCGCAUCAACGUUUGGACCAGGUGGACGAGUUCAUCCGGCGGAUAGACGAGGCUUUUGGCAAGACCGCUACACAGACGGUAGUGAAUAACAAUACGGAAAUGCGAAUGAUUCACUCAUCGGCUCGAAGGAACCACAUGAGCUUUGUGUUCACCACUGGCGCAGAUGACCCAAUAUUGACGGUUUUCAAUAAGGUACUACUUGGACGCCACUUCUACUUUUCGAUGAUAAUGUAUGUGUACAAAGUUGGUGACAUGCAGCCGAUUCACGAACUACUGGUCUUUGCCUACAAGCAGCAGUUCGUCAACUCUAUGGUUUACUUUGAGACAAUGGAGGGCUUCAACCAGCUCUUCGGUGUAUCCAAAUUUCCCUCAAUGACUAUCGAGAACCGCACAGACUUUUUAAGGUUCUUUGGAAAUGCUAUGAAAAAGGUUUUAAGUGCAAGGUCGGAUGUGGAGGGAUUCGGAUUUAGCACCCCCUUACGCCAGGACCUUCCACAUCUGUUCCGAUCGCAAGGACGUUACCAUGGAAGUACCUUUCGGAUAAUCGAUACAUUUGUGAAAUUUAUUAAUGGCAGUUUUUCGGAGCUCCUAAUGCCACCAGAUGCCCUCGGUGGGCAGGUGAUUAAUAUGAAGGAGGCCCUGCAGUUGGUGCGUGAACGGAAGAUGGAGUUCUGUGCCCAUGCCUACGCCUUAUUCAUGCCCAAUGAUGAACUGGAGAAGACGUAUCCGCUGCUGGUGGUUCAGUGGUGUCUAAUGGUUCCCCUCUACAACAGUGUGUCCACGUAUUUCUACCCACUUCAGCCUUUCGCCUGGAACGUGUGGUUCUGUGUGGUGGGAGCUCUUCUGGCCCUGGUUCUUCUGGAGUUGAUGUGGCUAAGGAUGUUCGAAAGAUGGCCAGGCUACCAAGGCGCCCUUCUAGACUCCUUUUGUUAUAUCAUUAACGUAGCUACCGAGGGACAGUUGCAACAGCCCUGCCUUCUUCGGUUUCUCCUUCUUGCCACAGUGUUCUUCCAUGGGUUUUUCCUUUCCGCCUACUACACCUCCAAUUUGGGCAGCAUUCUGACCGUGAAUCUGUUCCACGCCCAGAUCAACUCCAUGGAUGACAUAGUGAGUGCUAAGUUGCCCGUCAUGAUCAUUGACUACGAGAUGGAAUUCCUGCUAAGUCUGAACAAGGAGUUACCCGAAGACUUCCUUCAACUUCUGCGACCCGUGGAUGCAGCCGUUUUCUCGGAGCACCAGACUAAAUUCAACAGCUCCUUCGCCUAUUUCGUCACCGAGGACCACUGGCAGUUCCUCGACGAACAGCAGCAACACUUGAAGCAGCGGCUAUUUAAACUAAGUGGGAUCUGCUUUGGUUCCUAUCACCUGGCCUUUCCUUUGCAGAUGGAUUCGACCUUGUGGCGGGACAUCGAGUACUUCACGUUCCGCAUCCACUCCUCCGGUCUGCUCAGCUUCUAUGCCCGCAGUAGCUUUGCUUCUGCUCUGCAUGCCGGUCUGGUUCAGCGAUUGCCUGAGAAUCGGGAGUACACAUCCGCCGGACUGCAGCACUUGGCCAUUGCUUUUAUUUUACUGUUGGUCAUGAGUGUCUUGGCAGGGAUUGUAUUUGCUUUGGAAAUUAUUUCUAGGGGAACUGCGAGAACUCUGUUUUAUUACCAAUGA
Messenger RNA from Drosophila rhopaloa, 1734 nucleotides. RefSeq lists its product as uncharacterized. The record is from RefSeq and is a predicted model, not a curated record. NCBI's taxonomy places the organism in Eukaryota, Metazoa, Arthropoda, Insecta, Diptera, Drosophilidae. The transcript has a single exon. The coding region runs from base 1 to 1734 and encodes 577 amino acids.